Molecule: messenger RNA, 1038 nt
Organism: Dioszegia hungarica
Lineage: Eukaryota; Fungi; Basidiomycota; Tremellomycetes; Tremellales; Bulleribasidiaceae
Exons: 1
Coding region: 1-1038 (345 amino acids)
Source: RefSeq, a predicted model, not a curated record
AUGGCUACUGUCGCAACCAUCUUCCCCUCCCACCCCGCUGCCAUGACUCUGGUCUACCCUACUCCCCCUACCACUCCUACUUCGCCCACCUUCUUCCAUCCUGCCAAGCGCUCCGCUUCCACCCUCUCCUCCCCCAUCGCUGCCAAGACCCCCACUCAGACCUUCCAGAUCCAGUCCCCCGCCCCGAACUAUGCCCUCCUCCGCUCGCACCACGUCUCUGCCAUCAAGUACAUCAUCGCCAAAGUCCGCUGGCAGCAGGCCAACAACUCCUACCUUCCUGGAGAGUCAGCAUGGCAAGAGCACAAUGCCAUGAUCAAGAGGCUCGAGGAUGAGCUCAAAGCUGUCGAGGCUGCUCAGAAGGACCUUGACCGUUUCCCUACCUUCUGCCACGCCCCCGUCGCCCCUCUCGAGACCAAGCCCUACGGCCCCCAAACCAAAGAGCAGGUCGAGAAGGCUCAGGCGGAGGCUGAGCGCAAGGACAAGGAGAUGGACCGUGAGAUCGAAAAGCAGUUCCCCUUCAUCAAGCAGCUCUUCAUCGGCCCCAGGACCAAGCAGCAGGCGCGCAACGACAGGCAGCUUCGCAAGAACCUCAAGGCGGGUGAUCUCAUGGACAUCACUGAGCUCCUCCCGUCCGAGAACUUGCGGGCGGCGAUGGCGGCGGCGGGUCAGGGUGAGAAGAAGGCUGAGAAGAGGCGGCCAUACCAUGAGGUCCGGAUGGAGAGGGAGAAGGCCAAGGUCAAGGCGAUCCUUGAGGAGGAGGAGGCGAGAAUGGCAAAGCUUCCCGCUGUUGAAAAGCCGGCGCGGAUCGGCCCCAUCACCAAGGAGGAGCACAUGGCUUCUCUCCCCGUCUUUGGUCCCCCUACCCUCGGCGAGGCUCUCCUUCCUAUCCAGCGGGAGCAGCGCCACAUCAUCCUCAACUUCCUCCGUAAGCCGUGGCAGCAGUAUGACGAGGAGGCUGCGCCGCUUUUGGAGCGUUUGGGGCGGUUUGCUGUCAAGCGUCUGAACCAGGACAAGGACAAGGAGGCAAAGCAGGAGUAG